Messenger RNA from Suillus subaureus, 1205 nucleotides. RefSeq lists its product as uncharacterized. The transcript is spliced from 3 exons. The coding region runs from base 318 to 1205 and encodes 295 amino acids. NCBI's taxonomy places the organism in Eukaryota, Fungi, Basidiomycota, Agaricomycetes, Boletales, Suillaceae. The record is from RefSeq and is a predicted model, not a curated record.
GUCCGAACGGUAACAGACAGCGAUUAGCUAGUACUUAUUCUGAGCUUGCAGCAGCUUUGGAUCCGCUAUAGGUCUGGUGGAAACAGUCAUUAACUGAAAAAAGACAACAUCGCUCCGAAGUAAACUUCGUCUCUUGUGGUCCUGGAACGUCGACUGUGCAGUGGGCCACUUAAUUUUCAUUGUCUAUCUCUUUAUAUCAGCGACAAUUCAUUCACCAUCGCAUCCUUUUCAACUAACAUCGUGAUCCAACGUAUAAAACGUGUUUUUGACGGUCUCUUCUCUCACCACAUUUGUUUACACCAAACUAACACUCUGCAAUGGACUGGGACGUAGGGCCGUCCCCUUCUCAAUUCUCCUCUUCAUCCCAAUGGGCGCGCGCCAGUACUCGGCCUGCAUCCGCUGACAUGAGCAUCGACGAGGAUGUUGGUUACGUUACAUGGAAGCAAUCCCAACCCGACCCUGUCAUCCGGGAACUCAUGCAAAAUGCAGAGAGCAAAAAGGAGGGAAAGCGAGAACAAAAAUCCCGUUUGGAUGCGUCUGCGCACACGUCCACGUGGGCAUCAAGCACCAGUACGUCUGUCCCUCAACGCACGGCAUCCUUCCCCGGUUUUACCACUCCGUCCACAAGCAUACUCCCAUCUACAUUUGCAUCUAAUUCAUCAAGAAAAUUACAUCCAAUGAAACUCAUCUCAAAGAAAGUACCCCCGUCGCGUGCGUACUCAGCGACCCCGCCUGUGAAGGAUGACGUCCCUCCCAAUCCAGAGCUGGCCGCGGGGUACCUUCAUAUAAUACGUAAUGGCACUGCAGAGAUGGACGAGAAUUCCAGGCGAAAGCAGGCUGCGAGGGCGAAGGCAGAAAAGGAGACGGCGAGUAGGCACCCCGGGGGAUAUCGCGACCCGGAGGAAUACCCAUGCAUGCCUUUAAAGAAGACGGCUAGUGUUUCGUCUGCUUCUUCUGCACCUCCCCGAGGAAGUACAAUCAGUAGAUCAUUGAGCUCUGCAACCAUCAAGCCUACAGUUAAACUUUCCAGAAACAGUGGCACCUACGGGGACAUUCGAAUGACGUUGGACUCAGACCGAGAUACAGAUCACGAGGGAAGCACUUUCACCGAUUUCGCAGGUGACUUAGCUCCAAACGAGUCUUUUUCGAUGCAUGUGGAUGACGUCCUACUACCCCCCAAGCGUACGAUGGGGAGGGCCCCCUAG